Molecule: messenger RNA, 1464 nt
Organism: Acanthamoeba castellanii str. Neff
Lineage: Eukaryota; Discosea; Longamoebia; Acanthamoebidae
Product: peptidylprolyl cis-trans isomerase, putative
Exons: 4
Coding region: 1-1464 (487 amino acids)
Biological process (GO): protein peptidyl-prolyl isomerization; protein folding
Cellular component (GO): catalytic step 2 spliceosome
Molecular function (GO): peptidyl-prolyl cis-trans isomerase activity
Source: RefSeq, a predicted model, not a curated record
AUGUCGCUGGGGGUGUAUGCACUGGAGCCGGCCACCAACGGCAAGGUGUUGCUGAAGACCAGCGUGGGGGACAUCGACAUCGAGUUGUGGCCGAAGGAGUCGCCCAAGGCCUGCCGCAAUUUCAUCCAAUUAUGUCUCGAGGGCUACUACGACAACACCAUCUUCCACCGCAUCGUGAAGGACUUCAUCGUGCAGGGUGGCGAUCCCACCGGCACCGGCUUCGGUGGCGAGUCCAUCUAUGGGCAGCCCUUCGCGGACGAGUUCCACUCGCGCCUCAAGUACAGGCACCGCGGCAUGGUGGGCAUGGCCAACACGGGCAGGGACCAGAACCGCUCCCAGUUCUUCAUCACGCUCGGCCCCGCCGGCGAGCUCGAGGGCAAGAACACGCCCUUUGGCAAGGUCACGGGCAACACGAUCUUCAACGUGCUCAAGCUGGGCGAGCAGGAGGUCAACGAAGAAGACCGGCCGCUCUAUCCGCCGCGGAUCCUCGCUGCCGAGGUGCUGUCCAACCCGUUCGACGACAUCGUGCCGCGCGACCUCUACGCCCUCGGCAUCAAGCGCAAGCCCGGCGAGGAGGACCAAUCGGCCAAGCCCGCCGUCGACCGGCCCCAGAUCCGCAAGAAGAGGAACGUGGCGCUGCUGUCGUUCGGCGAGGAGGAGGGCGCGCAGGAGCCGGCGCCGCAGUUCAAGCCCCGAAUGAAGAGCAGCCACGUGGCCGACGAGCCCGGCUCCGCUGCCGAUGCGGAGGCCGGACCCAACCGCGGCACCAAGGCUGCCGGUGGAGCCAAAUCGGACACCGACGACGACGAAGAGGAAACGAAGCGAAGCGCGAAGGAUCGCCGACCUUCGGAGAGAAAGCGACGAAGAACGGAGGGACGCAGCGACGAAGAGGCCGGAGAAGAAGACCAGGAAGAGACCACGGUGGUCAAGAAGAGGGACGAGAGUGCCAAGAGGAAGAGGAGAAGCGACGACGGGGACGCAGAGAACGACGAUUCAAAGAAGCCGGCGACAUCGUCGGCCUACGAUGAGGUGAUGGGUCGGCGGGAGCGCGAGAAGGAGGAGCGGAAGAAAGAGUUCAACGAGCUCAAGAAGUCGCUCCUCUCCUUCAAGAAGCAGUCCGACAAGCCCGCGGGCGAGGACGACGACAAGAAGAAGAAGGGCGAGUCCACCCUCGAUCCGCUCGAGCAGAUGCGCCUCAAGUACAAGGACAAGGCCAAGAAGCGCACGGGCGACCGACAGAAGCAGACGUUGGAGGCGCUGAAGAAGUUCCAGUCGUCCCUCAAGCAACCCGACAAAGAGUGGAAGCAGCACGUUCUCAAGUUCGAGAAGAUCGGCGGACAGAUGGAGAAGGAGGAGGAGCUCUACUCGGUGUUUGACCCGCUGGCGGGCAAGGACCAACGCUCCAAGCCCUCGUGGCACAAGCAGCGACUCCAGCGCAAGGACGCCAACCCGGAGAAGUGGUAA